Linnemannia hyalina is the source of this 312-nucleotide messenger RNA. The record is from the annotation of a GenBank genome assembly. NCBI's taxonomy places the organism in Eukaryota, Fungi, Mortierellomycota, Mortierellomycetes, Mortierellales, Mortierellaceae.
AUGAACACAACCCUUCUUAACUAUGACCCUCUUGAAGACACGCGAUCUGAUCACGAUGAGGAGAAGGAAGUGAUGAAUGAUGAUGUGGAAAGAGAGCAGCACUCGGAGGACAUCGACAGCGAAGUCAACGACGACGAUCCUCUCGAUGAUGACUUUGAUACCGCUAAUGAUGUGAUUGAGGACGAUGAGAAUGGAGUGUGCGAGCGCGGACAGAGCAUCGUGGUCUUAAAGUGCUCGCGGAAGCCCAACGCGUUGAAAGCCGACGAGGGCAGAAAUGACCACCAUAAGAGUAUUACGUUGCAGAGGAUUUGA